ACAUGACUACAUACAGUCAGCCAUGCGUCCACUUCCGCCAUAAGUAAUCUCGACGCAUCGGCCCAUACAGUGUGUUGUCAACAGCAAUGUUCGUGCUUCUUGUGACUGUAGUUGUGCUGGCUGUGUUGUGGCUGUUGACGCGGCGGCGUUCUGGACUUCCCCCCGGCCCCCCUCUGCUCCCGUUUGUGGGGAACGCCCUGUCUAUGGGCUCUGAUCCCCGGGUCACGUUUAAGAACCUCCGACAGAAAUACGGUGACAUAUUCAGUUUCUAUGUUUUCAACAGACCAGUCAUCGUUCUCAACGGCUACAGCGCUCUGAGAGACGCAUUUGUCAAGAACGGUGAUAUAUUUUCGGACAGGCCGCAUUCUUUCAUCAACGACUUUGUCUCAAAAGGGAAAGGAAUAGUUGGAACCUCCGGUGACGUCUGGCGUGAACAGAGGAAGUUCACCCUUAAUACUCUGAGGGAAUUUGGUGUAGGAAGGCCUGUUAUGGAAAACAAAAUACACCAGGAGGUCUCGCAUCUUCUCGCAGCCUUUGAAUCAGAGAAAGGACUGGGGUUUGACUGCAGGCGCUUGUUACACAAUUCAGUGUCCAAUGUUAUCUGUUCCACAGUGUUUGGAAAACGCUUUGAAUAUACGGAUCCUCUAUUUAUCACAUUUCUGGACAUUCUGGAUGACAUCAUGGCAGUUUCAGCAGCCACAAACGUCGUAAACUUUUUACCCUUCUUACGGUUCUUGCCUGGGGAUCUUUUCAAGGCGAAGAGAGCCUUACACAACGAUGACCUAAUGGAGUCUCUGCUAUUGAAACCAAUGUUAGAAGAACACUUGAAACAGCGUGAUGAUGGGAACGUGGACGACGUAAUGAGUGCAUACAUCAAGGAAAUGCAACAGCGUCAACAACAGAAGGAGUUCACGACAAUGGAUUUGGGAAAUCUCAAGAGAGUUAUCGCCAACCUGUUCGUUGCCGGGACAGAAACAACAGCCACUACAAUACGCUGGGCACUGGUCUACUUCCUGAACUACCCGGAUGUUCAGGAGAAGUGCUUCCAGGAGAUCCUGGAAAACAUCGGCCAGAGCAGACGGCCCUCCAUGAAAGACAAGACGAACCUUCCUUACGUGGAGGCCACCAUUAUGGAAGUGCUGAGACACGCUGACAUUGCUCCCCUCAGCGUUCCCCAUACCGUUCCCCACGAUGUCCAGUUCCGAGGAUACACUUUCCCUAAAGAUGUCUUUAUCAUCCCCAACCUAGAUUCUGUCCUCAAAGACGAAGAUGUCUGGGGUGACCCGGAAAACUUCAGACCUGGGCGUUUUCUUGACUAUGAAGGAAAACUCCAAAAGAAAGAAGAAUUCAUUGCUUUUUCUCUAGGUCGGAGAGUUUGCCUGGGGGAGUCAAUGGCCCGGAUGGAGCUCUUCUUAUUCCUCACUAGCAUGAUUCAGAGGUUCCAGUUCGUCCCCGUGAACGGACGAAAGCCACCAACAGAUGGAAUAAUGGGCUUAGUACAUUCGCCAAAUAACUUCCAAGUAAAAGCAAUUCCCCGCAACUAAUACUGUUCGGAUCAGCACAGGAUCAGUCAGUCAUUGUUACGAGUGAUUUCCAUAUUGAAACACCAAGGCUAAGACAGAACUCGGUAUGUACAAGCCUUAUUGUAAAAUCAGUAAAUAACGAUUAAAUAUCAAUGAAAUAUCAAUAAAUUAUAUUCCAACAUACAGUUUUACGUUUUCAAUGAAAAAAGGCAAUACCAUGGACAAUCUCCCGUAAUGGGAUGUCCUCAGAUCUUGUCGUCAGCGAGAACUUAGAUCUGAUUUUAAUGAGAUUGUACCAUGGGUCAAGUAAGUGGCACCACCAUUAAGUAACAGGCACUUGAAUUAGUGAAAGCACGCUCACGAACGUUCGGUAUUUUAUCACUGUCGAAUGUCUUGAAUACGGAAUAGUGUUGGAAUCUGGCAGGAAUAUGGUGUUAACUACUAGGUAUCCAAAUAGAUAAGACACAAGUCGGGUAAAAAAAAGUCCUUGAUUGCCCUCUUCUCGCUCUUCUAUACAUGUAGGUACAGCCAGCCUCCUUGAAACUUUCUUUAUACUUUGCCUGUAUA
Molecule: messenger RNA, 2090 nt
Organism: Haliotis rufescens (red abalone)
Lineage: Eukaryota; Metazoa; Mollusca; Gastropoda; Lepetellida; Haliotidae
Product: vitamin D(3) 25-hydroxylase-like
Exons: 4
Coding region: 87-1544 (485 amino acids)
Biological process (GO): xenobiotic metabolic process
Cellular component (GO): cytoplasm; intracellular membrane-bounded organelle
Molecular function (GO): iron ion binding; heme binding; oxidoreductase activity, acting on paired donors, with incorporation or reduction of molecular oxygen, reduced flavin or flavoprotein as one donor, and incorporation of one atom of oxygen
Source: RefSeq, a predicted model, not a curated record